Molecule: messenger RNA, 2148 nt
Organism: Anarrhichthys ocellatus (wolf-eel)
Lineage: Eukaryota; Metazoa; Chordata; Actinopteri; Perciformes; Anarhichadidae
Gene: larp7
Product: La ribonucleoprotein 7, transcriptional regulator
Exons: 13
Coding region: 139-1815 (558 amino acids)
Biological process (GO): RNA processing
Cellular component (GO): ribonucleoprotein complex; nucleus
Molecular function (GO): RNA binding
Source: RefSeq, a predicted model, not a curated record
UCUGAUCUGACGAAUAUAUUCUGCGACAUCUCGCUGAACGAAGUAAGUCGUUCAUAUGACGUUAGCCAGCGAGCUAACCCGGUUUUUGUUAUUUUUGUGCAUGCAGUUUCCUCAUCUCAAAUAAGUCUCACCCGCAGGAUGAUUGACACAGAGAGGGAAGCUGCGCACGCAGAAGCCAGCAGUAAGAACAAGGAGACUGAAAAAAAGAAGAGGUCGCGUGUGAAACAGCUGCUGGGUGAUGUGAAGAGGCAAGUGGACUUCUGGUUCGGAGACGUCAACCUUCAUAAGGACCGUUUUCUUAAAAAACUCAUCGAUGAGUCAGAGGAUGGAUAUGUUGAUAUAUCUGUGUUGGCGAGCUUCAAUCGAAUGAAGAAGCUGACAAGUGACACCAAGCUGAUUGCCAGAGCGAUAAAAAAUUCAUCUGUAGUUGAGGUUAACCUCGAGGGAGAUAAAGUAAGGCGUCAGCUUCCAAUUGGAGAUGUACCGAAUGAUGUCGACGAUCGCACAGUCUAUGUGGAACUCUUGCCCAAAGAUGUGACGCACAGCUGGAUAGAGAGAGUGUUCACUAAAUGCGGGAAUGUGGUUUACGUUAGCAUCCCGAGAUACAAGACCACUGGUGACCCCAAGGGUUUCGCCUUUAUCGAGUUUGAGACGGAGGGACAAGCACAGAAAGCCAUAGAGAUGCUGAACAACCCCCCUGAAGAUGCUCCCCGGAAGCCAGGGAUUUUCCCCAAGACGAAAAGUGGGAAGCCCAUCCCUCUACCAGCCGACAAUCCACCAUCAGGUGAAGAAGAGGACAAGAAAAAGAGGAAGAGGAAGAAAAAGAAAGAAGGCGCCACACUACAGACUUCUGCUGAAGAAUCCAAAGAGCGAGAGAGGGAAGCAGAACCAUCGGAGCUAAAGAGGAAGCGCUCGGCGGCGGGGGAUUUUGAAUCGGAUGUCGCUGCCACUCUGAAGACCUCGGAGAAAAAAAGACGACGGUCCCAGACGGCAGAGGGAUCCGAAAGUGACGUGCCGUCUAAGAUGAGGAGGAUGAGUGAAAGUGAAGCUGGAGAGAAGGAGAAAGAUUUAACUAAGCCUCAUACGCCCACUAAAAGUGACACGGAGAGAGGUGUUGAAGAAGGGAAAGAAAACCGAGAUGAUUCAGCAGUUAAAGCAAAGAGGAAGAGGAAAAAGAAACACAAGGAAAAACUGAAGAUAGGGGAAGAAGUUAUCCCACUCCGGGUUCUGUCCAAGAAAGAGUGGCUCGAGUUGAAGGACGAGUAUCUGACGUUGCAGAAGCGCAGCAUGAAGUCCUUGAAGAAGUGCAUCAAUAAGAUCGAUCACAAGGAGCACAAGAGUCUCGUGGAGACGGACCGGGAUCCUCAAGAUGUUGAGAAGAGUACGAAAAGUGAGAAAGAGACGACCCAAGGCCCUCAGUUCACCAGCGGUGUCAUCAUGAAGAUUACAGACGGCAAGCCGCUGCCAGCGAGGAAGUUCCUCAAGGAUGCUCUGUGCAAAAUAUCCCCAGUAGCUUACAUUGACACCUUGGACGGAGACACCGAGGGUCACAUCCGCUUUCACACCCCUGAAGACGCGAAAGCCGUCAGCGACGCCAGAGCAGAGCUGCAGAAAGAGCACAGCUGGAAGGUCGAGAUCCUCGCAGGGGACCAUGAACAACGGUACUGGCAGAAGAUCCUAGUGGACCGCCAAGUCAAGCUCAAUCGCCCGAGGGAAAAGAAGAGAGGCACAGAGAAGCUCAUAUCCAAAGCCGAAAAAAUCAUCCUCGCCCGGGCCAGAGAGGCCCAUAAGCACAUCCGUUUCCAAGAAGACUGACAGCUGCUGACAGCCGUACAUGUUUAACUGUGUGGACUUUACAUGAUGUGAUUGGAAAGGGGACAGUUGAUGUUAAUGCGUAGCUAACUGGAAGAGAACUGAAUGUGUAACAAGUUCAAAUGUCCCCUCAUUUGUUUGUUUGCACUGGAGCUGCUACGCAUAUAGACAGUUUGGCAACAUUUUGUUAUUUUUAAUUGCUAACAGAAAGAUUCUGUGUAUGAUAUGAAUAUGAUUGGAGAGUUCUCCCGGUAAAGACGUGUCCAAGUCACGGCAUUUCCUUUUGAGGAUAUUUGCCUUUUUGUUUUUGAAUAAAAUGCCAUUCUUUGAUUAUUA